AUUGAAAUACCAUGAUAUGAAAAUACAUUAAAAUGUUUAGUUUAUAAUACACGCCAUCUAUGCUGUGUUUUGGGGAAAGAUUACUCCCUUUUGUUUUUCGCAAGGGUGAAAAAAAACCUUACUAAAAGUAAAUGUAUACAAACAAACGAACCAACCCGCCAUUUUUCAAAAUGGCCGAAUGCACAAAGAGCGAAGAAAUGGACACGGAGAAAAAAGCUGACGACAACGAUGGGAAAGAAAAAAGCGAACGUGUCCAAGAACCGAACGUGGAAAGCGCAGACGAACCAAAGGGAAAACACGCGUUAUAUAUGUAUGAUGCUUUGAAUAAAACGCUCAAGAAAUGUUUAUCAGAGACUAGGUAUAGUGUUUUUGCUCGUAACUACCAGUUCGCCCACAAACAGAAACCACGGCUACUGAAAAGUUUGUUUAAAAAAUUUACAGAGAACCUUAAAUCAUCUGCUGAAAGUGAAUUUGAAUUGAUGAUAAAAGAAGAGAAUUUAGUUGCAUUGUGUAAUGAUUUAGACAAGAUUAUAGAUGAAACAGAGAAUUCACAACAUGCAUGGAGACCAACACGAGAUGCAGAGAAAGACCUUCUCAGUCACUGUAUGGUUGAGAAGUUACAAGAAAGAGAUAAGUUGUUGGAGCAGGUUAAACAGCUGGAGAAGGAGCAUAGUCAACUAAAAGAGGCUUUUAUCGCAAGACGAACACAUUUGCUAAGUAUAGAGGAAACCUUACAAAAAAAAUUGAAGAAUAUUGAUGAGGCUGCUGAGCUAUGCAGGAAGACCCCAGUAGCAGAGAUGGAAUCUUUAGUGUGGCAGGCAUGUGGCAUGAAAGAAAGUCCAACAUAAUCUACAUAUACUGCUCUGCAUAUUUAAAUUCAUGAUUUUCAGCCUGUAAAUAAAUUACCAGUGAUGUUUUGCAUAUUAAUUAACUGAUUUUUAAAUUUUACAAUUUGUUCCAUCUUAUAGGACAAAUUUUAAUUGAUUAUCUAAUGUAGUGUAAUAAUCACUUAAACUGAUUGAAUUGUGUUCUGUCUAGAGAUCAGGGCAUGAUGUUAACUUUUAAAAUUGCUUGUCUGAAAUGCAUGUUUGUAUAUAUUUACUGUAGUCUGUUACGGCAAAUUCAGUUGUCCGAACGUCAAUUUUACUUGUCUUGGACUCUACGCUUAGUGUCUAGCCAUGUAUAUAUUGACAGUAAAAUUACUAAUACUUGAUAUCCACAGACCAUGUGUAUGUAAUCUCAUAAAUACUUUAUUCAGACAUCUUCCUCAACAUCACAGAACGCGGACUAUUUAGAUCAAGAUUUUUACCAAUCUGAUCUUAUUUGAUAUUGUUCUUCGUUUGAACAGUUUCAUCAUCAUCAGAAUAACUCAAGUGGGCCAUGCAGAUAAAAUCACCUAUUUCUUCUUUCACAAGGAAAGAAAAUACUGAUAAUAAUGGAAUAAUUGUUCAUAACUUACUGGUGUAUUGUGACGAUGGAUACCAUGGAUUGUAGAGUUACCAGUAGUUUAUAAAGUGACUUAAAAUGUUCCUGUUUGUUGCUGUUGUAUCUCCAGGAAAGGAAAACUAUUGUAUUGAACAACAUACUGCACUGGAAGCAUUAUACAAAAGUAGAUUUUAAUCAACUUUUUGAAACCAUUUAUAUAUUUAAUUGGUGUCUUAGUUUUCCCAAUAUUUUAACUAUCGACUGACUGUGCAUACUAAGCUUUGUAUUUUUUUGAGAGAGAUGAGCUACAUGGAUUAUUGAAAGUCAACUUAUUUUGACCUAGUUAUCUGAUAAAUUUUUUCUAUUAUCUCCGGAACUAUUUGUCUAAUGUUUUUGGAUUUGUUUUUCUGAGGGAAAUGUAUUAAUAAAUAUGUUUUGCAUAUAUAAU
Messenger RNA from Saccoglossus kowalevskii, 1873 nucleotides. RefSeq names its product polyamine-modulated factor 1-like. Gene Ontology annotation, cellular component: MIS12/MIND type complex. Lineage: Eukaryota; Metazoa; Hemichordata; Enteropneusta; Harrimaniidae. The record is from RefSeq and is a predicted model, not a curated record. Gene Ontology annotation, biological process: chromosome segregation.